This is a messenger RNA of Anguilla anguilla (European eel), 1972 nucleotides long. RefSeq names its product transcription factor Sox-3. The transcript has a single exon. NCBI's taxonomy places the organism in Eukaryota, Metazoa, Chordata, Actinopteri, Anguilliformes, Anguillidae. Gene Ontology annotation, biological process: anatomical structure morphogenesis; regulation of DNA-templated transcription; cell differentiation. Gene Ontology annotation, molecular function: RNA polymerase II cis-regulatory region sequence-specific DNA binding; DNA-binding transcription factor activity, RNA polymerase II-specific. Bases 413 to 1318 code for a protein of 301 amino acids. The record is from RefSeq and is a predicted model, not a curated record.
UUGUAAAUGUCACUUAACAUUACAUUUAAAUUUUAUUUUGGCGAGUUCUAACCAGAGGUCAUGCUGUCCAGCUCAUCUAUUUGGAUAGAGGCUUGAAAUGCCCUGCUGUGAUUGGUCAGGAUGGAGCUCAUUGUUAUGCUGUCAAUCCAAAUCACAUGGCAAUCCACUAUUAACAGCUGAGGUUGGCGGAUAAGUUUUCAGAGUUCACUCAAGACCCGUGUGAGGUGGAGCAAGCAAGUGAACAGAAAGAGAGGCGAGAACAAGCGGACGGUGGCAAGUGCCAAAGCUUUGGCAUAAACUGCAACUUUGAACAUUUUAGUUUCGAUUGUUUACGAACACUACCUCUCCCUUUGAUUUUUAUUUUGAUCCUGUCUUUUUUCGUGGUAAAACUGAGCACUCUAAAGGCAGUUGAAUGUAUAGCAUGAUGGAAACCGAGAUAAAAAGCCCGCUUCCGCAGUCUAAUACGGGCUCGGGCGGCAACAAUGGUAAGAACAGCAGUGCCAACGACCAGGACCGCGUGAAGCGGCCCAUGAACGCCUUCAUGGUAUGGUCCCGGGGCCAGCGAAGGAAGAUGGCUCAGGAAAAUCCUAAAAUGCACAACUCGGAGAUCAGCAAGCGUCUUGGGGCAGAUUGGAAACUGUUGACCGACGCAGAGAAGCGACCCUUCAUUGACGAAGCAAAGCGCCUGCGAGCCAUGCACAUGAAGGAGCAUCCGGAUUAUAAAUACCGACCCCGCAGGAAGACCAAGACCUUACUCAAGAAGGACAAGUACUCCUUGCCUGGGGGACUACUGGCGCCUGGAACGAACGCUGUCAACAAUACCGUCUCCGUCGGACAGAGGAUGGACAGCUACGCACACAUGAACGGAUGGACCAACAGCGCCUAUUCCCUCAUGCAGGAUCAGUUGGGAUACCCUCAGCAUCCCAGCAUGAACAGCCCACAAAUUCAGCAAAUGCACCGGUAUGAGAUGGCCGGGCUCCAGUACCCCAUGAUGUCAACCGCCCAGACCUACAUGAAUGCGGCAUCCACUUACAGCAUGUCUCCGGCGUACACACAGCAGACCACCAGCGCGAUGGGCUUAGGUUCUAUGGCAUCCGUGUGCAAGACCGAAACAAGUUCGCCUCCUCCGGCCAUCACUUCGCACUCCCAAAGAGCGUGUUUGGGGGACCUGAGGGAUAUGAUAAGCAUGUACCUUCCUCCCGGGGGAGACGGAGCGGAUCACUCCACUCUGCAGACCAGUAGGUUACACAGUGUUCAUCAGCACUAUCAAAGCGCCGGGACUGGAGUGAACGGAACGCUACCCCUCACCCACAUUUGAAAAGACUUGAGUGUUAAGUACUUCGGAUACUUGAACAUUGAUCUCUGAAAUUUUAACAUUAUUCGGAGGUUUUACGCAUUGCUUUUUAAGAAAUGCAUUUUUUUUCAUCUCAUACUGAGUUGUCCAUUUUAAAAAGUUUUUAAAAUGACAUAUCUUGGACUAGGACUCGUUUGCAUUUGAAGAGCCUUUUAUCACGAGCGUUUAUAAGACAUCUACUUAUGUAGAAGAAUUGGGACUAUUCAUUUUAAUUCCUCACUCGAAAGUGUUGCUCCAGAAAGACUUGUCAGCGGAGAGGGAAACUAAACUAUCACAAGUCAAUGUUUACACUUAAAUUGUAGUGUCAAGAUUUGUGCUGGCUAUGUCCAAUUUGUGUACAGUUGUUUUUUUUUUUUUCAUGAACUAAAUAGGUUGUAAUGAGACUGUGCGGGUCGCAAGCGCAAGUUUAUUUAUAGUUGUAUUUUACUUUUCUUUAUGAAGCUUGUGAACCUCUGUACGUUUUGACAUGUUCUUUCUUGGUUUGUGAGUUUUUCUGUAAUAUGUUUUGGCAGUAUCAGGUUAACGAAUAUCACUGGCGCAGAGAACUAUUUAAACUGUUUCUACAGAUUAAGGUCAUUCUCUAUUCCAAAAGAACGAAUAAAUUUGUACAAAACGCAA